UCUUCUGGUCUCAACAUUGUGUCUUUUAUUUCUUAAGAUGCAACAUUUUAAAGAUGUUGAAAUUGCCACGGUGAGGAUGGAAGAAAAAGCAAAGUUUCAUAAAGAAUUCGAUAAGCUGAAGCAAGAUCUGGAGAGGACUUAUGAGAUGAAGGCAAAGGCGUUGAUGGAACGAGAGAAAAAUGCCAUUGAUCGAUUACAAAAGCAACAAGAGUUUGAAGAAAAAAAUAUGUACAUGCAGAGACAGUCGGUCCUGAAAGAAAUCGAUACGGUGCGAAACAGAGAGAAUGAGCUGAGGAUGAGAAUGGAGGCUUUUGAAAAGACUUGUCAAAUGCACGAGGAGAAAGUCAAGACCACUGAAGAUCUGCUGAGGAGGAGAGAACUGGCUGUGAAGACCAUGGAGGACACAUACGACCACAGAUUGAAAAAUGAACUUUCCAGGUACCAGCUUGAACUCAAAGAUGAAUUCAUCAAGAGAACAGAACAUUUAACCAAGAAUGAGAACAGAAACAAAGUGGAAACGGUUCGCAUCCAAAAGGAGUCUGCUGAAAUGAAUGGAAAAUUAGAGGAGCACAGCAGAGCAUGUUCUGAGCUGAGACGGCUGCAGGAUGAGUUAGACACAGCACAGCAGCAGAUUUCUCUGUUGACUCAACAGAAGGAGAUUUCAAGGGAGAGACUGGAGACCAUGAGUGACUACCCCAGCGUGAAGAGAGAGAACGCAGAGCUGCAGGGCGAGCUGAGGCUGCUGAAGAAACAGCUGGAGGAGACCCAGGAGGAGAACCGGCUGCUCCGUGCAGAUUUGGGCAAGCCAUCCAGAGAGCAGCUGACUUUGCAGACGGACCUACGGAGGCUGCAGAGCACGCACAGACUGGAUGAGGAAGAGUUUGACAACCAGAAACAGGAGCUGCAGGCACAGCUCCAGAGUGAGGUGGAGAGAUGCGCUCAGCUUAAGGCUCAGUUGAUUCAGAGUGAGGAGCGAUCCCAUUGGAUGACUAACCACAUCGAGGAAAUUAAGAUGCAGCUUCGCCAAACUCAACAAGGUAUCACAUGACUGGGCGUGCCUGUCUGCCACGUCUUGGGCCGUCCACACCAAUGAUAAUAAGUAUAAAGAUAACUAUAAAUAUAUAUAUUUUGUAAUGGUUCUAACUCAAGUGGAUGGCGGAGUAUAAACCCCAGCUACUAUGGUCGGGGCCAUUGCUAUUGUUGGUAUCACUUUCAAAGGGAUGGGAUGUAUGUAGAGAUGUCCCGAUCCGAUCAC
Notothenia coriiceps (black rockcod) is the source of this 1255-nucleotide messenger RNA. RefSeq names its product oral-facial-digital syndrome 1 protein homolog. The transcript is spliced from 8 exons. Bases 38 to 1048 code for a protein of 336 amino acids. Gene Ontology annotation, biological process: epithelial cilium movement involved in determination of left/right asymmetry. Lineage: Eukaryota; Metazoa; Chordata; Actinopteri; Perciformes; Nototheniidae. Gene Ontology annotation, cellular component: ciliary basal body; centrosome. The record is from RefSeq and is a predicted model, not a curated record.